CUUGAUUGAAAACUAGGCCAGUCCAAGCUAUAUAAACACUAAUUUCUUGGAGAUAUUUAGGAGCCAAACUUUACUCAAUUCAGAAUUGUGUCUCUCUUUAGAGAUGUCUCAGUUAUUUCUCAUUCUCUGCUUCAUUCUAACUCAUUUCUUUGCCAUAGCCACUUCUCUAAACGAUCAAGGUCUUGCUCUUCUUUCCUUUAAACAAUCCAUACAAAACCAGAGUGACUCUGUUUUUACCAAUUGGAACUCUUCAGAUUCAAACCCUUGUUCUUGGCAAGGUGUUACAUGUAAUUAUGAUAUGAGAGUUGUCUCGAUUCGUCUUCCUAAUAAACGUCUUUCGGGUUCUCUUGAUCCAUCCAUUGGAAGUCUCUUGUCCCUUCGUCACAUUAACCUAAGAGACAAUGACUUUCAAGGGAAGUUACCUGUGGAACUCUUUGGACUUAAAGGGCUUCAAAGCUUGGUGCUUUCUGGAAAUUCUUUUUCCGGGUUUGUCCCAGAAGAGAUUGGUAGCUUGAAGAGUCUAAUGACUCUGGAUCUUUCGGAGAAUUCUUUCAACGGUUCGAUUUCUUUGUCGCUUAUUCCAUGCAAGAAGCUGAAAACGCUUGUUCUUAGCAAGAACAGUUUCUCUGGAGAUCUUCCAACAGGGUUAGGUUCUAACUUGGUUCAUCUUCGGACACUGAAUCUUUCUUUCAAUCGCUUGACUGGAACGAUCCCCGAAGAUGUAGGAAGUCUGGAGAAUCUGAAAGGUACACUUGAUCUUUCUCAUAACUUCUUCUCAGGUAUGAUUCCAACAAGUCUUGGAAAUCUCCCUGAGCUUCUCUAUGUCGAUCUUUCUUACAAUAAUCUCAGUGGUCCGAUACCAAAAUUCAACGUUCUGUUGAAUGCCGGUCCAAAUGCUUUCCAAGGGAACCCUUUCCUCUGUGGAUUACCGAUAAAGAUUUCUUGCAGCACAAGAAACACACAAGUAGUUCCUUCUCAACUAUAUACAAGAAGAGCCAACCAUCAUUCUAGACUCUGCAUCAUCCUUACAGCCACUGGAGGCACAGUCGCCGGAAUCAUUUUUCUUGCUUCAUUAUUCAUCUACUAUCUCCGAAAAGCAUCGGCUCGUGCAAACAAAGAUCAAAACAACCGAACAUGUCAUAUAAACGAGAAACUGAAGAAGACGACAAAGCCAGAGUUUCUCUGUUUCAAGACUGGGAAUUCAGAAUCUGAAACGCUAGAUGAGAACAAAAAUCAACAAGUUUUCAUGCCAAUGGACCCGGAAAUCGAAUUUGACCUCGACCAGCUUCUAAAAGCCUCGGCUUUUCUUCUAGGGAAGAGCAGGAUCGGGCUUGUGUACAAGGUAGUUCUUGAAAAUGGAUUAAUGUUAGCCGUUAGACGAUUAGAAGAUAAAGGUUGGCUACGGCUCAAAGAGUUUCUAGCUGAUGUCGAAGCAAUGGCGAAAAUCAAGCACCCUAAUGUCUUGAAUCUCAAGGCUUGUUGCUGGUCUCCUGAAGAGAAACUCCUGAUUUAUGAUUACAUACCAAAUGGUGACCUUGGUUCUGCAAUUCAAGGUAGACCUGGUAGCGUGUCAUGCAAGCAACUAACCUGGACGGUCCGGUUAAAAAUAUUGAGAGGAAUAGCAAAAGGAUUAACUUAUAUUCAUGAGUUUAGUCCCAAAAGGUAUGUCCAUGGACAUAUAAACACAAGCAACAUACUUCUAGGACCGAAUCUUGAACCGAAAGUAUCCGGUUUCGGUCUAGGUCGUAUCGUCGACACGUCUUCAGAUAUCAGAUCAGACCAAAUCUCUCCCAUGGAGACAAGCUCACCAAUCCUCUCUAGAGAAUCAUAUUACCAAGCUCCUGAAGCAGCUUCAAAAAUGACUAAACCGUCUCAGAAAUGGGAUGUGUAUUCAUUCGGUUUAGUGAUACUCGAAAUGGUAACCGGAAAAUCUCCGGUUAGUUCAGAAAUGGAUUUGGUUAUGUGGGUUGAAUCGGCUAGUGAGAGAAAUAAACCGGCUUGGUAUGUUCUUGAUCCGGUUUUAGCUCGUGAUAGAGAUUUGGAAGAUAGUAUGGUUCAAGUCAUCAAGAUCGGUUUAGCUUGUGUGCAGAAGAACCCAGAUAAAAGACCACACAUGAGAAGUGUAUUGGAGAGCUUCGAGAAAUUGGUAACUUCUAUUUAAUUAUUAUUAAUUAAUGAAAAGUAAUAAUUUUAAUUAGAUUAUGUGUUUACUUCAUAAUUUUCAGAUUACUUCAUAAAUUUCAUGUGAUAAUUUUUAUGGUUUUUCUGUUAAUCAUUCAUAAUUGUGAUAUUAUUAUGAAAAAUAAAAGGACACAAGGGAGGAUAUUUUUAUUGAACUUAUAUAAUUAACAAAACUGUUAAUACAGUACAAAAUUAACAUAAUGCUUUAAAAAUCUUUUACCCAAACCCGACCCGGAAUUAUGAACCGGAGCUUUUUUUCAUAGGUCAAAUCUCUCUUUGAUGUCAUCGAAACUGUACCCGCCGCCAACUCCAAAUCCGUAUCCAAACCCGAACCCGAUACCACAACCAAUACCGAAUCCAAGAACCACGUUAGAAUGGUCAAGUCCUUCAGAGGCACCUAUUCCGAGCCCGCCGGAGAGACCAAUGCCGAUUCCAGCGCCGCAGCCAAUGCCGCCGCCGAUUCCGGGACCGACGGUUGUUGUCUUGAUGUUAUCGAUUUGUGUACGGAGGAAUCUGGUAACCGGAAAUUCUGAUUUCCCGGUUUUGACGUCUGGUUUACGGCUCCAGAGUUUAUUAGUUGAUCCCAUUGGUUUUGUGAUUGGGCAAAUGACGAUCACUGAAUUGUGAAUUUAUGAGUGAUGAGAAAAUCAGAUAAGAUUUGAGAAAAAAGAUGAAUAUGCGUUGAGGUAUUUAUUGGGCUUAUUGUCGCAUAUAUUGGGCUUUAACCCAUUUAAGUCUCUACAGAUUCUCUCCUAUUUAUCAGUUUUUUUUAAUGAUAAAAG
Arabidopsis thaliana (thale cress) is the source of this 2963-nucleotide messenger RNA. Its product is annotated as Leucine-rich repeat protein kinase family protein. Bases 104 to 2161 code for a protein of 685 amino acids. The record is from RefSeq and is marked reviewed. Gene Ontology annotation, cellular component: plasma membrane. Lineage: Eukaryota; Viridiplantae; Streptophyta; Magnoliopsida; Brassicales; Brassicaceae. Gene Ontology annotation, molecular function: protein kinase activity; ATP binding. The transcript has 2 exons.